Molecule: messenger RNA, 858 nt
Organism: Guyanagaster necrorhizus
Lineage: Eukaryota; Fungi; Basidiomycota; Agaricomycetes; Agaricales; Physalacriaceae
Exons: 4
Coding region: 203-745 (180 amino acids)
Source: RefSeq, a predicted model, not a curated record
UCUUUCGACACAACUAGGGUUGAACCAUUCGUGGACACUAAAUGAUCAUCCGCCGUGUUGCCUUAAUGAUAUUGGCUCGCAUGCACUGUUCUAUAUGAACUUGUCCGAUGCGACUAUUGCACCGUCAAAGCUGGUUCUCUACACUACUACCUAAUCUUCAUAAGCCUGGUGUUUAAUCUACCGCGACCUACUAUUAUCCGCCAUGCGGCUUUUUUCCGCCUGCCUGUUCUUCAUCACCUGGACCCUCUAUCUCUGUCUGGGUGGCUGUCGACCAUUUCAACUCCAACCCCGUGUACAUCAGUACGCAAUAGGCGAUAAAAUCACCAUCAAAGUUAAGCCGACGACGUUGGGUGUGCGCAUUGGUAUUGGUACACCCAAAUAUAAAGAGUACGAAUGUACCGUGAUUGAAGGACGUGAUGGGGUGGUAUGCAGGCUGUACACCCAGAGCCAGUGGGCAGUCGCGAAGUACAACAAACCCGUCGAGAGUGAUCGCAACGCUUUGGAUCAAGCCAUUCCGUUCGGUGAGGAAGUCGCAGGGCUGAAAGAUGUUGGCUUGUACAUCAAGACUCUGACGGCUUUUGACGGGAAAAAGUGGAUGGUGAUGAAGAACGUGGAGAUUGGUCCACCGGAGAUGGUCCUUCCCAAGCAUGUAAUUGAUCAAGUUACAUCAAAACAGGAAUGCCUGGCUGUAGUGAUCAAUCUUCAAGUCCGAGCUGCAGAAAUGAUUGAAUUUGGAUCGAGAUGAAAGGCCUUCGUCAUGAGGAUCCAAAGUCAAACAACGUUUUUGUCACCCCAAACUUGGACCGGCUAACGCUCAUUGACUAUGGUCGCUCGAGACGGGUUACAAGAUUGGUAUAU